Molecule: messenger RNA, 1570 nt
Organism: Osmerus eperlanus (European smelt)
Lineage: Eukaryota; Metazoa; Chordata; Actinopteri; Osmeriformes; Osmeridae
Gene: ppp1r14ab
Product: protein phosphatase 1, regulatory (inhibitor) subunit 14Ab
Exons: 4
Coding region: 116-565 (149 amino acids)
Biological process (GO): regulation of phosphorylation
Cellular component (GO): cytoplasm
Molecular function (GO): protein serine/threonine phosphatase inhibitor activity
Source: RefSeq, a predicted model, not a curated record
CCGCGCCUCACAUUUGGAUUGAACGGUGCAACCGCUACCGCGCAUCUACUGCGCCCCGACCGCAUUUACUCGCUUCGGUCUACCAGUCUGCACGUGUUCGUCAUUCGUUGUGGACAUGGCAGCGAACCGGGUCGGGAGGAGAUGUAACAACAAAGUCCACUCACCGAGCAGGGGCUCCGGUAGGGAACCGGGUCUAAGCGUGCAGAAGCGGCAAGCGCGUGUGACUGUGAAGUACAACAGAAAGGAACUUCAGCGGCGCCUGGAUGUGGAGAAGUGGAUAGACUGUGGUCUGGACGAGCUCUAUCUGGGAAAGGAGGAAGACAUGCCUGAGGAGGUGAACAUCGACGAGCUGCUCGAUCUGAAAAGUGACGAGGAGAGAACACACAGACUGCAGGAAAUCCUUCAAACCUGCAACACCAACACAGAGGUGUUCGUCCAGGACCUGGUCCUGAAGCUUCACGGCCUGCAGAAACAGGAAGAGCUCCACAACGACGGCAUCGAGCACCCCCAGCUGCACAUCUUCCCCAACCGCCCGGGCUCUGUGGACAGGGAGGUGCUGCACUGAAGGCCCUGGUCAUCCUGGUACCCAUGGUAACCCUGGUCCCCAUGGUAACCCCAGAGCCCCCACCUCCUCAGUCUUUUACCCCAGCAGCCUAUUUACCAGGUCGACGCCCCUGGACCUCUUCUGAGAAGCAGACCACACCCUGCUUACGGACCUGCAGUGCUCCGUACACACAGAUACACAUGUAUGUGUGAGCACACACGCACACACACACACACACAAUCACACACACACAAAGAAAUACACACAUUUCAGACCAGUGCUCGAUUUGAUGAGAGUUCUGCAGACAGCUUACCUUCGGUACACACACACACACACACACACACAGGUGUAAAGGGGUGCACACAACUCACAGGCAGUCACCAGUCUCUCCAAGCUCUAAUUGUCAAAUACAUUCUUUUAAUUCCAAGAUUAUUUAACAAUGAGAGGAUUCAUGUGUGUAAAAGAGGCUUGUCUCUGGUCAGCCUGCGAUUUCUCUCUGUAUCUCCUCCCCCUGCUGUCGUCCACACUGGUACAUUCCAUCACCUCCCUGGCCACGUUUUGUGAAUGUUACCAAGCAGUAUUACAGUACCUGAUGUUCACCCGUCACUCUUAAACACGACUGUUAUUCCACGGAUAUCGACGUGAGGGCUGUUUCCCUAGUAACGCCGCCGUGAUAUCAGAUGACCUACAUGGAAGAACUGACCACGCCAAAGUGUAUUUGUUUAAAAUUCCCAGUGACUGAAAUAGGCUGCUGUCACUGAUACGGAUGAUUAAAGGGCGACUAAGCCGGGCUGGUUAACCAUGGAGGGGACGUCAUGCUUUGCGCUUAGUCCACCUUUAAGGUCUGCCUGUCUCUCCUGCUCCACUCUAGUUUCUCUUUUCGCCACCUCAGGUAGCUGCUGUUCCCAGCCUUUGAUGUCUGUGUUUUAUAUGACAGGAUUUGUAACAUGGUUUGUACAUUUGUAGUGGUGCGUUGGCGGAUCGUGUUGUUUGUAUAUGAUUUUAAAUAAAGUUUUGGGAUUUGAA